Pocillopora meandrina is the source of this 15595-nucleotide messenger RNA. Lineage: Eukaryota; Metazoa; Cnidaria; Anthozoa; Scleractinia; Pocilloporidae. The record is from the annotation of a GenBank genome assembly.
AUGUUUCGUUUUUUUCCUCUGAUUUAUUUUCUAACUUUGGUUCUGACGGAAACUUUUUCCAGCGAACUUAACACUAAUAUCUGGGCCGUAAAAAUGAGUGGCGGCCGACAAGAAGUCGAGAAGUUAGCCCUAAAGUACGACCUCUCUUAUGACAAACAUGUAAGUAUGUAAGUACUGCUUCGUUAUGUACGUUUCGACUGAAUUGUUGAAUCAGAAACAGAGGUAAGCUGGGACUUUCUCCUACAUACCACGCAACCAUUUUUCGAUUUUAUCGCGCUUCUAGCCAAGUUACAUUGAGAAAAAAAUCGCAAGAAUGACAACAAACACAAAUAGACGAGCCAUUUUUUCGUGCUUCCCUACUACCGCGCCUAUUCGAAAGCUGGAAACAAAUACGUACGCGUGGCGCAGGUGCAUGCCAGCGGUUACUCUCAACAAAGAAAAACCUACACUGCCGCAUGCACAGAAAAAUACCCUUCUGCUCAUAAGGCUAAGAUUUGACAAUUAAGCUUAAGAGAUCUGAGAGACCUCUUAAAAUUAGCUGUGGCUAAACGCCCGGCAGCCCGGCACGGUCUCAAAAAGAAUUAAUGUUCGGCAGUCAGAAAUUUUCACAGAAUUUAAACUGAAAGAUUCUUUCAAACUUCUUAAGAAUAUCAGAUGUUUGUUUACAAAUGUUAAGCGAUUCCAAAAAUUAAUUUGUUUUUUUAGAGGACAAGUUCUCCGAGCUUGUGCAUCCCAUAUUGAUUGAUUUUAUAGGAACCGUUUUCAUUUUAACAUUAUUUCAUUGAACUUUUCAGCUCUUUGAUGACUAUCAUACUAUAAAAAGUGUGAAAAAGUCUGGGAAGACCUUACUAUCAUCAGAAAUUGACAGCAUUUUACGUUCUGAGCCAAAGGUAAGGGUACUAAUUAAGGAAUUUUCCACUCAACAGGAACUUUGGAACAGGGUCAAUUUUAAGUAUAAGAAUGGUAAAGGUUGAAAACUAGAGUUUUUUACGACAUAAUAUGUCAUUGCAUACCUGUCAAUAUUAGUUACAAAGAAGAAAGUCUGCAUGAACUUUCAAUCAUGUCUUGAAUGUCGAAUGGAUUCAUUCUGCUAGUUGUUUUUGUGCGGACAUGUUGUUGACUGAAAUAGUCGUUCAUGUUGAACACUAGACUCGAAACAGUUGAAAAUCUACCUUACACAACUGGAUACGCUGCAACUGUUGAGUUUUCGAUUUCAAGAUUGUUAUUAUUAUGCGAUUUUGCGAACUGCGUAACAACUGUGCAAUUUAAAUGAGUAAAAUACAUGCGUACAAAAAGAAGGAUUUACUUGAACUCAACUAGGGGCAGUCACUUAAUUCGACAGAGUUAUUGUUUUCAGGUGCUCCUUUCAUGGAAAACAGAUUUGUUUUUGAAACUUGCAUUAGAGAUUGAAAGUCAAAACUACCCUUUACAACAAAUACUGUUUUAGUCUCUAAACUCACUUAAAUUUCCUGAUCUUAUGUUUACUUAAAGUUAUGAGUAAGUCAGGCCACAGAGGCUCUGAUAUUUAUUUUUUCUUUUCCAAAGAAUUCUCAUUAGAUAUUGAUAAUUCAUAAUUCAUUCGUUAUUUUCUUUAUAUUCAGGUUGAAUGGUUUAUGCAUCAGAAAAAGAAAAAGUAUAAACUUUUACAGAUAGACCCAGAACUUCGUGAGAUGUGGUAUAUUGUAAGUUAAUUCUUCUUUCAUUAUUUGGUCGGUGAAUAUGUUAAUAUUACUGUGUCUACCGGCUGUAGCAAAGACGAAGACCCCCAAAGACCCGAAAAUGAAGACCCCUUUAUUUUCUUUAUAUAUUAUGAUCUUGUUAUGGUUUCUUGCCAGAAAUAUUCAGUCCUGCUUUUAAUCUUUCUAAUAGCGACAAAUUAUGCCAUCAAACACCCAAAAAUGAAGACUAGAAAAAGAAAGAAACCCGAAAAACAAAGACCCCUUCUUUUCUCUAUUGACAGUUAUAAGGGAUGUGAUAAAACACAUCCUUCAUUGCCCCACCCUUCCCACAAAGUAAGUGCUUAGUACAAGAAAAGUGUAAUUCCGAAAUCCUUGAGAAAAAAUCUCUCCAAAGCUUCCUCAGCUGGUGCAAUUUUGCCAAAACCAAAUAGACUUUGAGAAGAAGAAAUUAUGCCAUAUGUCGUGCAAGUAUGAAUGAGGAGCGAUUCUCUAACACCAGCUGGUGUCAGCCAGGUAAAAAGUUCACAUCAGCAAGCUCUGAUAUUUUUUUUUAGAAUGAGGAACGCAAGGAAAUUUUGAAGGGCACUAGCUUUUUCAAAAAUAAAUCAAGAAAGCAACAAACAGGAAUUUAAUGAAACGAAAAUAAGUGAAUUCUGGUUUAAGCAAUUUUGCUUUUGUUUAACUGAUGAAUGAUCACAGUGCCUAACGCUGUGAACAGAGUUGUCAGUCUUUUCACUGGUUUUCUUUGGUGAAGCCAUAAUGAUGAGGCGAACUUCCUGUCUCAAGAUUAUGAAGGGGUCGUCGAUUUCGGGUCUUAGGUCUUUAAGAUCUUAAGUUAGCUUUCCGGGGUCUUUGUUUUCACUACAACCUAUGUCUAUCACCACAUUUAAUAGAUAAGGGAACCAAAAUAUGCAUGUUAAAUGGACAUAGAUGCGUAUACAAGUAAGACCAUAUGUACAGUGUAGUAUUGACAGAGGAGCGCAUGCGUCUAUUCUCAGGAGCAUUUGUUUAAUUUGUAUGUAUGCAUUUUCAAACUCAUGUGUCAACAUGUGCAUACACUUGCAUAUAAAAUGUGCGUAUGGAACUGGUAUAAAUGUUCCCUUUUCCUUAAGCUGCACUAUACCAUUGGAUGUACCAAUGAUGAUUUUAAUGACAGUGACAGUGAGGAUGACAGUGACAGUGAUGAUGAUGAUAAUGAUGAUGAUCAUGACGAUUAUGAUGAAGAUGAUAAUAAUAGCAAAAACGAUAACAUUUUAAUGACGAUAAUAAUGACAUUGGUGAUGAUGAUGAUAAUUACUGGCAUGGUAAUAAUAAUCUGUUACUAUAUUUAGUGCUAUGUGACCUACUUGUAUUCACUAUUGACUAUUGUAGUUUGUGAGUUUAAUAAUUUUCUGGCCAUAUUAAAGGACUUACCUGGCUGUAUUUCCAGUCAUCUCAUCUGGCAUGAAAAACUAUGUUCAGUUUUGAAAGGGAAUGGACUGUCAUGACUAUCUGCUUUCUGGCAUGAAAAACUAUGUUCAGUUUUGAAAGGGAAUGGACUGUCAUGACUAUCUGCUUUCUGGCAUGAAAAACUAUGUUCAGUUUUGAAAGGGAAUGGACUGUCAUGACUAUCUGCUUUAAGCUCACUGAAUUUCAAACGACAGGUAAUUCAAAGGCUUCUAAUCCUGCUCUUCUGAUAUUUCUUGCAUUUUAGAAAAGACCUGAGAGAUCUAAUGAACCAACACUUAAUGUCACUGCUGCUUGGAAAUCUGGCUAUACGGGAAAAGGAAUUGUGGUGGUUGGAGUUGUUGACGAUGGAGUCGAUGGCGGUCAUCCUGAACUACAAGACAACUAUGUAACUAUUGCUUUCUCUUUUUCAGUCUUUUUAUCUUUUUGAUUUGAAAAUAUCAAUUGGAGCUUUUUAGUUAAAUAAUACUGAAAAUGAUGAAUUUGCUUUAAAUGGAAAGGCACUUUACCUUUUCAUCUUGAUCACUACUAUUUAUUUGACAAUUUUAGAUAUAUGAAAUUCAUAUACUUGCACUGCGGUGAAGAAAUGAAAUUAAGAGAUCCUCGCAGCUAAGAACACUACUGAAACGAGUAGUUGAAAAUAGGACCUGAAAAUAGGGCCUGAAUUUUUUUCAGGUCCUAUUUUCAACUACUCGUUUCAGUAGUGUUCUUAGCUGCGAGGAUCUCUUUAUUUCAUACUAUUUAUUUGUUUGUUUACUUUGCAUUUUAUGUCUUUAGAGAUGGGAUUUGAGUUACGAUUAUGCGGCUGGCAAACAGGUGCCGUUUGGAACACGAGUACCAGGGUGAGCUGAUUAUCCCUUUACAGCCUAACAUCAGUAUAAUAAUUAAUAGUAAUAAUAAUAAUAAUAAUUUAUUAGUUGUAUAGCCCUAUUUACAUGUACAGAUCAAUAGUGCUUUACACUGAAUAAAAAUUAAAAACGUUAUAUAUCUAAAUAAAAUUUACAAUAGUAAUGGUAGCUAAAAAUAAAUAAGAAUAAAUUAUUUUAAUGUAAUAUAUCUGAGUUAAUGAUUACUAAGAGCUUCAUUAAACAGAAACGUUUUAAUAGCUCUUUUAAAUUUAUCCAAACACUUAAUCAUUCUAAUUUCAUAAGGAAGUCUGUUCCAUAAGUAUGGUGCUGCUGCCUGAAAAGACUGAGCUCCAAAUGUCUUCAGCAUCUUAUCCUUAGGGGACUCUAAGUAAAGACCGUCAUUAUAUCGAAGACAAUAAGAAGAUUUUGAUUUAAUAGAUAUAAGGCUGUUAAUAUAUGACGGAGCUAAAUUAUGAACCGCUUUAAAAGUAAGUAGAAGAAUUUUAAAUUUAAUGCGAGCCUGGAUUGAAAGCCAGUGUAACUCAUAUAGAAUAGGAGUAAUAUGCGAGUACCUUCCAACGUUCAAUAGCAGUCUUGUGGCUGCAUUCCGUACACGUUGUACUUUAGCUAUCAGUUCCUUUGAGGCACCAUACAAAAGACUGUUACAAUAAUCUAAUCUAUUCGUUAUAAACGCAUGAACUAAAGUAUGGAGACUGUCUUCGUGUAAAUAUUUCUUAAUGCUUCUAAUGUUAUGAAGAUAAAAGAAUGCAUAUUUGAAAAUAUUUGUAAUAUGCUUAGACAUGUUUAGGUUAGCAUCCAACCAACAGCCUAGAUUUUUAACCUCGGAGCUAUUAUUAAGAGGCUGUCUCUCUUAUUUCCACCCGGUCAAUUUUGCGUCCAAAAUAAUUUUUCCUGAAACUCUUUCAACAGAAAGACUUUACCUAGGAAAGAACUAAAUUAGAUUUGGUUUGAUUCGAAAUAAUUUUCUGACUGUAUUAGGGGCCAUAAUUAUUUUCCAGUCCGUAGAGACCGUCGCAACGUCUCGAAAAUUGAAAAAUAGGCAUAUUUUGUAACAUUGUAAAAUAUUUGAUUCGCAUAGUUAAGCCACAGAAUUUAUAUCAGAUUGCUUAAAAACCUUUCUAGUUUGCCAAGAAAGUUAGAAUUUGCCCUCUCAAUAUAUUUGAAAAGGCGAAUUUCAGCAUAUUCUGAUCACUAAAAAACGCCAUCGGCAGAUGGCCGUAGAUAACCUUGAUUUAGACGUUAAGUUUUGAGAUUCGGGACCUGGUUGACAACUCUAUCCUACACAGCCAUUAAUUUUAGACCUUUAUAUGCAAAAACAUUCUCAAAAGUUAUGACCGUUUGAAUUAGCACAUGUACGAGCAUUCGCGUUUUUUUCGCCUACAUUAAAAUCGAACCACUGGAGCAGAUUUCGUCAUAAAUACAGCUUACCCGCUUUGCAGCCCGGCUUCAUGGCUCACUUCAGAAUUUUUCUAAUAACCAAAUUGGUGAAAUCCAUGUGAAGAAAUAAUUAGGUCAGCAACACUUAUAACAUCUGUUGAUACGAAGCAUGUGUCAAGUUUUUAACACGUUGGUAGCCGAUUUCUCCGGCUAUUGACAGGUUGCUGUUCUGUGGACACAAUCGACGCGGAACCGAGAGAAGCAAGCUCAGGAUAUUUGAAAUUGAUUUAUUAAUUAUAUGAUAUCAAACUCCAGGUAAAAGCAUUUAUUCUUUUCGUCCAAAAUUUUUCUCCCCUAAUAUUACAUUGGGAUACAAAACAAAACUAUACGGCACAACGUACGGCACAAGCUAUCAGCGGUCUUCUCUUUUGUGCGGACCUUUGUGAGAACAGUAUAACAUCGAACUGGACCUAAAUUUAAGCGAUUAUUUCUUCACUUCAGAAGCCUAAAACCUUCAUUUCUCCCUCAGCUUCCAGACAUGGAGAGUUUAUAUUCUGAUUUUGGAAAAAAUUCAGCUCUGGAGCGAUGUUAAAUGGGUGAUUCACCGCGAAAUGUGGCCAAUUCCGACAUUUGUUUUGAUACCACGAAUCACGAUGGAUGCCGCCUACUUUUCGAAGGCAAUACCUAGCUAUUUGUUGAAGUUAUCAUGGAUUUCACCAAAAACCAGCUCAGGGCAGAAUCAGCAAUACCUAAUUCUUCGUGUAGACGUUUGGUCAGUAUAUCAUGAUUAACAGUGUCGAAGGCGGCACUAAGAUCCAACAUGACAAGAAGAGUGACCUCUUGUGAAUUCAUCUUCAUUAAGAUAUCGUUAACAACUCGAAGAAGCGCUGUUUCGGUACUAUGUCCUUUUCUGUAAGAUGAUUGCAUUUCUGGAUAAACAGAAUUGUCUAUCAUGUGUAAAUGAAGUUGAUUAUACAACGCCUUUUCGGUGAGCUUCGAUAUGUAUGGCAAAUUACUAACAGGUCUGUAGUUACUAAGAAGUGGAUCAAGACCAGCUUUUUUGAGCAACGGCUUAACAAGUGCACAUUUGCAGACAUCAGCAAACACACCAUCCACGAGGGAUAGAUUUAUCAUUUUUGUGAUCACGGGAAGCAGGACAUCAAUGUAGCUAAAAACCAGUGAGGUGGCCAUCAGUAUGCACAUUCUCCAUACUGUUCUCUAUAACUUGUUGAUCGUUUCCUUGAUUCUCGUGACCUUGAUGUUUGGUUUAGAGAUCAUAUAGUAAGGAGAAAUUGAAAUCUGGUCAAGGACAAGAAGGAGAAGGGGAGGGGUAGGCAAGUUAAAUGUUGCUUGAAAUUGCGCGAACCGGAAAUAAAAUCUGCGAAAUACAUUUGUUUCUAGCUUGUUCGGUGACCUAUCUUAAUUUUUUGCAUGCACGCACCAUUCACGAUAGCACUUCAAGUAUAAAAGUUUCGGGAAAAAUUAUCUAGUAGAAUUUUCUGUAAGCCAUAAAUCGCACUUUCUUUAAAUAUAUUUAAUUCUACUAGAUAAAUUUUUUCCAUACUGUCUGAAAAGUUAAAGAAUUUAGGGAACUUUCCAACAAAGAAAUAAAAAUGGUAGGCCACCGAAUUAGUUUUUCAGAUAAUUUACAAAAACUAAAAUUUAGUGGACGUUUUUGUGGACCUUCUGCGUUGCCAUGGUAACUGAUAUGACGUCAUAAGUACCCUCAAAGUAUAGCCCAGCAAUAGAGUCGCAAGGAGACAUAUAGUUUGCCCACCCCAUUAAAUAUCCUUCUUUGUAAUCUUCCAUCGUUUCAUAAACACUGCAACAACGAAAAACCCUUUCGAGCCUCCCUAAGAGCCGUGGUGAUGGAAAUGAGCGCAAUUGUGUGCAGUGUGGGAAAGUGAAGAAUUAUUUGUGGGAGAGAGGCAUUCAGCUGAGUGAUGGCGGCAAAGGAAUGGAAAAAGCUGAAUUGUUUGAUUUAUGCAAGAAAGCUGCAGCAGUUAAGCAGAUCAAACUUUUAACGCUUGGACGUACAACUUCUUCUUAUUGAAUAUAGCAGCAGUGAGAAUAAACUGCAUGCUUGAAGCCAAAAUUAACUGAAAUUUUUUAAAUACGGUCCUGAUAUUUUCACCCUUUUUUUCUGCAAUUUCUUUAGUUGCAGUUCACCUGGAAAGACUGUUUCCCUUCUUUAACAAGUGUAUGCUUGUAACUAAUUACAAAGGUUUGAGACAGUGAAACCAAUCUAUGUUUAUCUCUAUUUAUUUACAGACAUGGUAAUAAAUGUGCAGGCGUUAUAGCUGGAAAACGCGAUAAUGGUUUAUGUGGUGUGGGAAUGGCUUAUGAAGCAAAAAUUGCAGGUAAUAACUAAAAUUUAGAGUAUAGUCUAACCGUUUGACUUUAAUGCAUUGUUUACCCAUUGUAACCAAUGCAUUCAAGGAGUUAGACGGUGCGAUUGACAGACUCAAGAGGAAAAAAAUGUGAAAAAAGGACUCGUGCUAAUCUCAGUAGUUUGUUCCUGGACUGUGAAGUUACACUCUCCUUUAAAUCCUUGGGGGACUAAUUGCAUACUUAAUUUCUAACAUACAUGUGCCAGAUAUCACAUAAAUACCUUUAAUAAUGAAAAUGUCCUUUGCAAUCGAGAGAGCAAAGCGAACCCCUCAAACAUGUCCAUAUAAACCAAUUGCACAUCAGGGAAAAUGAAAGGACCACCCCAAAGUACCAUCCUAGCUCAUCUUUAAUUUGAUUUUAAACGGAUAUUCACCAGAUAUUCCCCAGGUUCAGCUCAGAUAGAAGGUAAAUUUGUAGACAAGUUUCCACACUCGUGAUGUUUUAUUACCCGAAAAAAUAGAUCGAUUUAAAAGGGUUGUUGGCUAUGAUGUGUUGGGCGUCACGCCACGUUAAGUUGGGGCUGGAAGAGGAAACAAGCUUAAGAGAGUGUCUCUGUAAGAGCGGUCCGGUCGAUUAUGCUUGAGUCACGGAUUUCGCUCAUUUCUUGUGAGACAUUCAUGUACCUAUACUAAAACCACAAUCCGUUUGAUCGGAUCUCUUUAUUUUUCAGAGUUUUACGGAAAUUAAAUUUCGCUCGACCGAAGGCUUGUCGUAACACUUUUCAAGACAUUAAUUUGAGACAAGUUUGGAGGACGAUUUACAAAAAACUACGGAACUCAGCAAAAAACAAAUAGCCCAGCCAUGUAUAUUAACUCUAUCUUAUCUAUUGAGGCGACUUUUAUGAACAUCAUGUUUCAAUCAAGGAAACAGAAAGACUUGAAUGACACCGUAUCGGUUCGCUUAAGUCACACACGCGAAAACUGAUCAAAUUCAAGGUAAAUUUUUGAAAAAGUAAGGCGUUCUUAACUGAUACAACUAACAUAGCUAGGAAGAAGGUGCCAUAGAAAAGGUACCUACAGAAAAAAACUUUGCGGCCCGACCUUUACGAAAACUUUAUAACUCCGUGAACUUACCUAAUUUUCGGCAAUGUCCAAGUUUGGCCGCCAUUUUGAGGGACUCGUCAACAUGAAGCGUAGCAGAUAUAAAUCAAGCAGGUAGAUCUAAGACCGUCAGAAAUACAUACGAAAGCAAUUCAAAUGAACUUUACUUUCAAUUCAAGCGGCAAAAUUUGAAAUUGUUCCUUAAACUUACCAUUCUUACAUCCCCAUGCGACCAUUUCUUCCAACAAUUAAAAAACUACAACUUGUGCUCGAAUUCCCCUCGUCGAUUCCACCGCAAGAAAUGACCUUUGCCACCCCAGCUUCGACUCGAAUGUGAAGUACGAAUCAAAUAACAUAACUGCUUCAUCUUCGAGGCAAUAUCACGCUGGUAGUUUGAUUUUCGGAUCGACAAGAACGGUGAUCAGGAGGCGAUCGCUAUGUUUACCUCAUAAACGUGACCGCUGACCAGCCGCUGAGUGAAAACAGUAUAGCGCGGGGUGGGGUGGGGUGGUUGGCGGGCUUAUCGUCAUAAGAUAUUCGAAUGCAUGCUUAAAAAGCUUUAGGACUCCCAGUCUAAACAGUGAAGGCAUGCUUCGUGGUACAGACAACUUUCAUUUUACUCUUAUAACUUUCUCCUUUAAAUUAGAACUGGUAUUAAUUAAUAGAGUUAUCAAUAUAUUUUUAACCGGGGUAUCCAUAUGACCUUUUUGCUUGUCAUCAGUGGUAUAAAAUAAGGUGUCUUUUCCAGCAGAACCUUUUAUUUAUGUUACAAGUACAGGAAGAAGUCGUUCGUUAGCGAGACGUUCAUUAUGUCUCAGGACUGCUUUUUUAAUAGCAAAGAUGGAAAAAAACUUUGGUUCAUCGCGUGGCUUAAGUGGUUUGGUACGACUGUCUGAAUGCAAUGAUGAAGUAAAACAUCAUUUGAUAACCUACCACCUGUCUAAAGAGGUCUUAAGUGAAAAUGAGCUAAUCUUGGCAAGGACUGGCCUAUUUCACCUCACUCAGGAGGAUAGAGAAAAAUGUGGAUUUGCUAUAGGCAUCGCCACACUUUGGGGAAGUUUUGGAGAAGUGCAAAGGCAACAUGUCAGUAUCCUGACCAUGAUGGUGUCAGGAAGCGUAUCCAAGGGAGAGAUGUAAUUACCUUGCAUAUGUCUAAGGACAUUCAAAAGAUUUUUGGAGUUAUUACUUCAGUUGAAUCAGGUAGUCUUCAGAAAUAUUUCUGUUAUCUAUUUUUGUCUCGUGACAUAUCUGCUCGAAAAGAGAAGAAACUCUUUAUUACAUUAAGAGUACUUAAGUGCACAUCACGUUGAAAAAACAUAGAUCUGUGUGUUAAUGCUUUUAAUUGCAGAUGUAAAUAUAAACAAUGUUGCUUGGUUGAUAAUCAAUAAUGUUUUUGUAGAAGAUCAAAUCACCUGACAACGCAAUACACUUAUUCAUGCGUACGGUUCACAAUUAUUUGCGGUCAGUUUUCCUCAGUUUGUAUGAUUCUCAUUAACCAGUAUGAUUAAAUUUGCAGACUAAAACACCCCUUAUUUGAUUAAGAAUAAUAAAAGUAAACAGUGCAUGUCGGUUUUCAAUUUCUGACGGAUGCUACUGGGCUUCACUUUAACUGAGAAAUUUGCAAUCGCUUACCUCAGCUCUCUGUGUCCCAUGCCGUAAGAAGCACAAGAAAAAAGUUGAUGAUAGUGAGUCUUGGCUGAGACGAGAAGAAUCAGAGAAGAAUCUACAGUCCUCAGAAACGCCACUUUUAAACACGAGACUACUAAAGUAAAUUGAAUUAAGUGGCAUUUGUUUUAUUGAAAACUAUCGUUCAGAUUAUAAGAUACGCGAAUUACUCUCCCCACCGAUUUUUUUCUUACAUUCUGUUAAUCAAAAUUUUCAGUAAUUAUUAAGGCUUUCUUGUUGAUCGUCUUAAUAGUAACAGUUUCCAGGAUCUAAGGGGAGCAAAAGAUAGAACAAUUUUCUGUGUAGUUAGGUAAGACAACGUGCCGGCUUUAUAUUUCUUCCGGCAUGAUAACGAUAAUGAUGACAACAAUAGGUAAAAGAAAGCACCGUCCGCUAAUAAUGACGAUUAUCAUAGUUAUCAACAAAUCUCAGUUAUAGUCCUGAGAAAAUCUCAGGGGGUCCUUUAAACCAUCCACUUCAUCUCGCCAGAAAUCAAAGUUGCCUACACUCAUUCUAAGGUUCGUGCGAUUUUACGACGAAUUUUCAAUUCAGGUGUGUUGCGCGCGACUUUUGAUAGAAAAAAACCUGCACGCAUCAAAACUUAGAAGAACGUGUCAGCUGAAUGAAUCAAAUCUCUAUCAUUUUGCAUAUAUUCUUGGGAACAGCAAAAAUGACCUAGAACAAACAUUCUAAGUAUAGUGUUUAUUCCGUGAAAUGGGGCAUGAUUAAGUUCUGGUGGACAAGACACCUUAUCUUAUACCACUGACGAUAAGCAAAAAGGUAACACCGUUAAAAAUAUAUUGAUAACUCUAUUAAUUAAUACCAGUUCUAAUUUAAAGGAGAAAGUUAUAAGAGUAAAAUGAAAGUUGUCUGUACCACGAAGCAUGCCUUCACUGUUUAGACUGGGAGUCCUAAAGCUUUUUAAGCAUGCAUUCGAAUAUCUUAUGACGAUAAGCCCGCCAACCACCCCACCCCACCCCGCGCUAUACUGUUUUCACUCAGCGGCUGGUCAGCGGUCACGUUUAUGAGGUAAACAUAGCGAUCGCCUCCUGAUCACCGUUCUUGUCGAUCCGAAAAUCAAACUACCAGCGUGAUAUUGCCUCGAAGAUGAAGCAGUUAUGUUAUUUGAUUCGUACUUCACAUUCGAGUCGAAGCUGGGGUGGCACAGGUCAUUUCUUGCGGUGGAAUCGACGAGGGGAAUUCGAGCACAAGUUGUAGUUUUUUAAUUGUUGGAAGAAAUGGUCGCAUGGGGAUGUAAGAAUGGUAAGUUUAAGGAACAAUUUCAAAUUUUGCCGCUUGAAUUGAAAGUAAAGUUCAUUUGAAUUGCUUUUGUAUGUAUUUCUGACGGUCUUAGAUCUACCUGCUUGAUUUAUAUCUGCUACGCUUCAUGUUGACGAAUCCCUCAAAAUGGCGGCCAAACUUAGAAAUUGCCGAAAAUUAGGUAAGUUCACGGAGUUAUAAAGUUUUCUUUAAGGUCGGGCCGCAAAGUUUUUUUCUGUAGGUACCUUUUCUAUGGCACCUUCUUCCUAGCUAUGUUAGUUGUAUCAGUUAAGAACGCCUUACUUUUUCAAAAAUUUACCUUGAAUUUGAUCAGUUUUCGCGUGUGUGACUUAAGCGAACCGACACGGUGUCAUUCAAGUCUUUCUGUUUCCUUGAUUGAAACAUGAUGUUCACAAAAGUCGCCUCGAUAGAUAAGAUAGAGUUAAUAUACAUGGCUGGGCUAUUUGUUUUUUGCUGAGUUCCGUAGUUUUUUGUAAAUCGUCCUCCAAACUUGUCUCAAAUUAAUGUCUUGAAAAGUGUUACGACAAGCCUUCGGUCGAGCGAAAUUUAAUUUUCGUAAAACUCUAGAAAAAUAAAGAGAUCCGAUCAAACGGAUUGUGAUUUUAGUAUAGGUACAUGAAUGUCUCACAAUACAUAAGAAAUGAGCGAAAUCCGUGUCUCAAGCAAAAUCGACCGGACCGCUCUUACAGACACUCUCUUAAGUUUCCUUAUCUUCAGAAAUUCGUCGAAUUUACGCAAGUGGGAUUCGUCUCAAUCCCCUCGAUUAGCGCCCACUCAUGGAAUGGUUGUUCCACUUACCCUUCCACACCGAUAAAGACUGGGAAGUGAGGGAUUCUUUAGCAGCAUCAAGAAUAAUUCACCUUGAAAGGGUUCAAGUAACAUGGGUUCAAGUAGGGGUGCAAGUAACUCGGUAAAACGUUUUCCUUGAUUUGUAUUUGUAUAAUGCUCCUUCCGUAUUCUAUUCUGUUAGACAUUCGUUUUCUUGAUGAUGAAAACGACGCAACUGAUGCAACAGAAUCUGCAGCCUUGGUUCACAAGCUAGAAAGUAUUGACAUAUACUCCAACAGCUGGGGACCUGACGACUCGGCAUGGCAAAUAGAGGGUCCUGGACCGCUGACCAGUGCAGCCUUAGAAAAAGGCAUUAAAGAGGUAUUUUAUCGAGUGAUUAGAGCUUUUACCAUUGAAUAACAUCAUCCCGUUCAGCUCACUAAAUAUUUCAUCUUUUAUCCACAAUCUUCCCAGCUUUAUCAACUUUUCAUUCAGUUUUGCCACCAUUUUUAGGACAACUACGCACGCCACCAUUGUCGCCGACAGUACCAAACACCGUCAUGACCAUUAUCUUCAUUUCCGUUGAAAGUUUCAUUGAGAGAGCGGUCUGAGCGCGAUCGCCCUCGUUAAACCAUAUGUGAAGGACGAACAAUAGCGCAUUAACUUGUCUUAGUUGGUUUCCAUCUGUAACCACUUCAAAGUGGACAGCCCUAAGGUUUUUGCCAAUAAUGAUGGCUCGUUAGACAUUGUACACUUUCAACUAAAUGAGUUUCUUCCUUGGAAAUAGUCAAUGAUGUCUUAGUGGCUAAUAUAUAUAUAUACCCUUUGUUUAAACCAAGGGUCGCCGUAAACGAGGUGCCAUCUACACGUUUGCAGCUGGAAAUGGCGGUAUAGUGGAGGACAGCUGUGCAUACGAUGGUUAUGUGAAUAGCGUUUACACUAUCGCCAUCAACGGUGUGAAUAAAGAUGGAUCCCGUCCCAGCUACGCAGAAGAAUGUCCUGCAAUCAUGGCCACCGCGUACAGUAGUGACAUGGGUGAAGGAAUUGUAAGUGGAAUGAGUCAAUACAGUCUGCAACCCAAAAAUAGAUGAAAGGAAAGAAAAACUGCGAAGGCGACGUUUGAACGUCGUUAAGAUGUGAAAACUUGAAGUUAGAUCUUUUCUUUUAUUGCAAGUCUUCUGUGAGUUUCAUUUCCUUCUAUCCAUCUUCCUGUAACUUUAAUGUUUGCAUUUUUUAAUGAGCGGAGUGAACACAAAUACUCGUGACGUCGGUUACAUUCAGUUCAGUCGAGAAUAUGUACGAUGUCGUCAGACCCACUAUACUCUUUUGGCCUGACGCGAAAUUUUCCAACUAAAGCUGUCACCAUAAGUGACUUAAUUUGAUAUUUAAGUCAAACGUCAUCCCCAAACUUAUAAUUUCGUUCAUUCUCUAUAUCUCUCUGCCUGCUAAUGUGUGAAAAUUUCGUAUAUCAUCCAGGUAACUGUUGAUAACGCAAAGGGUUGUGUCAAUGAUUUCAGAGCUACGUCAGCGGCUACUGCCAUUGCAUCAGGACUGAUUGCACUGACCCUACAAGCAAAGUAAUAUAGUUAUGUCAUAGAGUUAAUAUUCAUAAUUAAAAGGAGGCGAGUUGCACAGAAUGAACGUACCUCUCUCGUACUUAAGUCAAAACUUAGCUUGGGCAUGUGGGGCGAAACACCGGUUUUAAGGGGGCAUGUGACCUCCUCUUUGUCAAGAAAACUAACCAAGACUCAUAGUGCCGCUUCAACUCCUCCACCCGCUUGUCGCUGGUAAGUCCUGCCGCCUUAAAGAGUAAUCAAUCAAAACCCACCAUUCAUAACACUAAACACAAAGCGAGAAACCAAAGGUAAAAACCAACUUGUAGUUUUCACGGGGGUAUGCAGGUGCAUAUGUUCCUGGAGCUCCGUCAAGAUUUGUGAAUUAUUCUUGAUGCUGUUAAAGAAUCCCUCACUUCCCAGUCUUUCUCGGUUUGGAAGGGUAAGUGGAAUGACCCUUCUAUGAGUGGACACUAAUCGAGGGGAUUGAGACGAAUUCCACUCGCGUAAAUUCGAGGAAUUUCUGCUGGAGUUAAAGGUUAUUAAAAUCAAUCCGAAGAUACGGAUGCUUAAGCUUGUUUCCUCUUCCAGCCCUAACUUAACGUGGCGUGAUGUCCAACACAUCAUAGUCAAUAGUGCAAGAGCAGCGCCUGGUGGAGUGUGGCUCAAACAAGGCCAUUGGCUGCAAAACAAAGCAGGGUUUCAUAUUAGCAAGGUUUAUGGCUUUGGGCUCAUGGACGCUGGCAUGAUGGUGAUGUUAGCAAGUAAAUGGAAGGAGGUGCCAGCACAGAUAAAAUGCGAGAUCGAAGGCAAUGACAAAGACAUGUGAGCGUCAAUUUUCCCUUAUUUCAUUUUUUGGAAUUUCCUAUUUCGGAAGCAGAAACUUACAUUUUAAUGUGUGCACAGUAAUAACAUUACUGGCUUCCUACGUCUUGUUUGAAUAAACAAGAAAUGUCGAUCUUAUUUUACCCGUCCUUUCGUUUCAGUGAGCAAUCAUCUCCGCAAAUCUCAUAAGCGAAAAGGCUCUAACCCCUUUGAGUACCACAUGUCAUUCUUUGAAACAUAUUGGUUAUUGUAAAAUUUGCGUUUAGCACCCUCUCAAAUUUUCCUAAAUUGGUGGUGGGCUUUUGAGCAACAAGGCGGCAAUUUUUAUUAAAUAUGAAAGGAAACAUUGUUACCGACGACGAUUAACCUAGCCUCUUUACAAUUUUCGUUUCAGAAAAAUCCCUGGAAUGGUUUCAAAAGAAGUGAAAGAUUGUGCAAUUAAAUUUCUGGAGCACGUGCAGAUCAGAGUCAAUCUUAAUUUCUCUCGCCGUGGCGACUUGUCCCUGCAGUUGAGAGCACCAAGCAACACAACAUCUCCAAUGACUCGAAAGCGGCGCAUAGACAACUUAAAAGGAUUCAGAAACUUGACUGACUGGAUUAUUACAUCUCUUUUUCACUGGGGAGAAGACCCGAAUGGCAAAUGGGAGCUAAAAAUUGAUGAUUUUGACAAGCGAUAUCCAAGUUCAGGUGAUCUAUCAUGA